Messenger RNA from Trichobilharzia szidati, 3309 nucleotides. The record is from the annotation of a GenBank genome assembly. NCBI's taxonomy places the organism in Eukaryota, Metazoa, Platyhelminthes, Trematoda, Strigeidida, Schistosomatidae.
AUGCAAUUCAAAGCUUUAGCUGUUCAGCUGUUAAGAUACAUUAAAUGCUUACAGUUUAAAUAUUGUCCUAAGUCGGACUAUGACCGCUUUCAGUUGCUUAUCCGAUAUUUAGUUAACUCAGUGGAAGCUGGAGAUUCAAAACCAUCUGUUCCCAGUGAUUCAAGGAUACUGAAUGUCUUUUUGUCGUUUUUACUCAUCCACACCAAUUGCUCGCAAUGGUCUUUAAUCCAGGAUGAGAAAUUAAAGCCUGCAAUGAACCAGUUAGCUUCAGCUUUCCUCCAACAUCUUGUUCAAAGGCGUUUAUUUGAAAAUUUGAAUACUGUUUUGCAAAAAGGUUUAGCCAGACAUACUCCUUCUCUGACAAAAAUCUCCUUGACAGGAAUAUUCACCAUUGCUAUGAGACCGUUGAUAUCUGAGAAGUUUCCUGAGAAACUAGUAAUUUCAUUUGCAACUAAUAUCUUGACUGUACCUGGAUUUAUAUUGCAUAUAAAUUCAAUGAUGAAUGAAGCGUAUGAUAUUAUUGUUAAAGAAAGAUUAUGCUCCAGAAUUAUACUGACUUUGUAUGCCAGUUCAGAAGAGUUUGAUAACCUACUAUCUCGUCUAGAAGGAUCUUAUGUAUUAUGUUUAAUUGCAAAUCUAAUUCAAUUGAGUCUGUUAGAAACUGAUAUUUUGGCAUCGCAUUGUACAGAAUUUUGCAUUGUGCUAUCUAAAUUCAUGCAUUAUUUGGGAACUUAUGUUGGCAGUAAAAAGUCAAAUCUUUGUAGCUGGCAUCCGAUUCUUGGUUGGUUUGCCCAAUCACUAGAUAAUUCUUUACAAGCAGCUAUGUCAUUUGUAACAAGUCAAUUACGAUUACUAUGGAAUGGUCGAAUGGUUCGUUUGCUAUUCGCCGACCUAUAUGCACAAGCUGAAUUAAGUCUACCUGAAGGCAGUGGUGGAUCAGAUGGAAAUCCAUCUACUGCAGGUCAUCCACCGAGUCCAAGUAGCUCAAGUUCUACUGUUCCUGGCCCUGGUCCUGGUCCUGGUGCACCGUCUAAAGCAGAGAAACUUGCUGUAGCUGGUCUACUGCCUCCUCAAUCACGAAUGAUGAUGACUAGUGGUGGCGGUGGCGGUAGAUCGAGCACUUCUGAUGUUGAUGGUUAUGCCCAUCGUGUUCGUCAUGGUCUAUCGAAUUUCCUGCGUCAAAUAACCAACUCAUCAACUUAUCGUAAUCGAUUUAAAAAUAGUAAAAAGGAGAGAAUGAAUAAUUAUGUACCGAAUCUUUCGACGACACGUUCAGAUUGUCCUGGACCAAGUGAUCUACCGAAAUCACUGAAAGCUGUUUGUAUGCUGUAUUGUUUUACUUCAGGAAGUUUAAAAGAAAUUAGGAGUGCUAUUCUAGCUGGUUUAUCACUGGGCGAUUUAUUGCCUCGUAUGUGGCGUUUAAUUUCUUGUUGUGGAUCUGUACGUGAUUGGGCCAAUGUGAUUAUGAAUUCACAAUCGGUAUACUACUUGGAACCGCAUGAAUCACAUUUAAUGCAAAUAUUUGCUGCAGCUACAAGUAAUUUAUUAAGCAUUCUAGAUGAUGCAGAAUUAUUUGAAUUGAAGAAAUCAUUUACUGUUGAUGAAUUGUGUUCAAUGGGUUCAUUUUUCAAUCACUUGAUUUAUGAAUCAGUUAUCAUGGUACCUGAUCCUAACCAGCUGAAAUUAUGGAGUGCAUCAUCAAAAACAACAGAUAAUAAUCAUAAUAAUAAAUUGAAUAAAACGAAUCUAUCUAGUAGUAGUAGUAGUAGUGGUAUGCCAGCUAUUAAUAAUAAUAAUAAUAAGGCAGCAGCAGCUCUAUCAACUAUGGAUUGUUGUACGUCAACUAUGCCUAAUUUAUUUACAAUCUGUUUACGAUUAUUAUCUGUGAUUUAUGAACGUGACAGUCGACAUCCAUUUACACCGGAGAAUUUUUGGUUAAUCUCUAAUCUCAAAGUUUCAGCUUUUCUCUCCGAUUUACGCAAACCGAAACCCCAUGCAACUUUUCUCCUAAAGCAUAUUCCACAUAUUAUACCACACAAAGAGCGUGUUAUCCUUUUUCGAGAUUUUGUACGUGAAGAUAAAGCAUCUCUGGGGAUACAUACACGAACUAAUUGGCUUACAGAUGAUGGCCCAGUUGGUGCUGUGAUCACAGUGCAUAGAAAUCGUAUUGUUGAAGAUGGAUAUCAACAGCUGGCCAAUUUAACUUCACCACAACUACGUAUGAAAAUACGUGUACAAUUUGUCAAUGAAAUGGGUUUAGAUGAAGUUGGCAUUGAUUUGGAUGGUGUAUUUAAAGAAUUCUUAGAAGAAACACUUCGUCGUGUAUUUGAUCCAAGUUUAAAUUUAUUUCGUGUAACAAAUGAUCAACGUUUAUAUCCAUCGCCUACAUCACAUCUACAAGAGAGUCAUUUACAGCUAUUUGAAUUUUUGGGCAAAAUGCUUGCUAAAGCUAUCUAUGAAAGUAUUGUUGUUGAUGUACCAUUUGCGAAUUUCUUUCUUACUCAAUUACUCGGUCGUGAAAAAGCUGGUUGCUACAGUUUUCUUGAUGAAUUAGCCACAUUGGAUAGAGAGUUAUACAAAAGUCUUAGUUAUAUCAAGCAUUAUGAUGGAGAUGUAUCCGAUUUAGAAUUUACCUAUUCAUAUGCAGAAGAUUGUUUAGGUCAAGUGAUUAUACAUGACCUAUGUCCUGGUGGUCGUCAGAUAUCUGUAACAAACGAUGUCAAAAUAAGUUAUGUGCAUAGUGUAGCACAUUUUCGUAUGUAUAAACAAAUUCGCAGUCAAACAGCCUCAUUUAUACGUGGAUUUUAUUCAAUAUUAAAUCCUGAUUGGUUGGCAAUGUUUUCUCCACCAGAAUUACAAACUCUUAUAUCAGGUGAUUGUGGUUCUAUGGACAUUGAUGAUUUAAAGCAGCAUACACGUUAUUCCGGUGGAUUUCACAGUAAUCAUCGUGUUAUUCGUUGGUUAUGGGAUAUUUUAAGACGUGAUUUCGAUGAUCGUGAACGUAGUUUAUUUUUAAAGUUUGUAACUAGUUGUUCGAGACCACCUCUGUUAGGUUUUGCAAAUCUGGAACCACCAUUCUGUAUACGUUGUGUGCAUUAUACAAAUGAAGAUCAAGAUGUUGGAGACACCCUGGGAUCAGUGUUAAAAGGAUUUCUUGGUGUUGUUGGACGUCGUGAAGAAGUCUCUCGUUUGCCGACUGCAUCAACUUGUUUUAAUCUCCUUAAACUACCGAAUUAUUCAUCUCGGAGUGCAUUGAAAGAGAAGCUGAGAUAUGCAAUAAAUAGUCAUGCUGGCUUUGAGUUAUCAUAA